GAUUUCAGCCCUAAAUGCCGCACAAUGGACUUUUAUGAAUCAGCUUUCUGGAAGCAAAAUCUUGUCCUUUUUAUUCUUAAAUUGUUGAUAUUGGAUCGAAUUAAUGUGGAUUGAAUCGCUUCGAGAGAGUUGUUUUGCAGUUUGAAAAUUUCAAAUUUUCUAGAUCGAUCAUUUUUGACUGGACUGAAGUCAUUUCAAGUUGUUUCGAUAAUUUCUAGUCAGAAUUAGGGUGAUUUUUUUGGCCGAGUUGUCGACUUUUAUGAAUAAUUCUAAUUAAUCAUGUCGAAUUCUAGAAGGAAUUGAUCGGUGUAAUUUUAGUGUGUUAUUAGUGUCAUAGGUGACGGCGACGGCGAAGAACUAAAGGGGCAUGGAGGUGGCGCGAAAGAAAAGAUGGCGCUUUCUAGACUAGUAAGUGACUCAUUUCUUACUUGUUAAGGAGUUUAAAUCAAAUAAUUAAUUAAUUAAAUUUGUUUUUAAAUAAUCAUCUAAAAGAAAUGAAAUAAACUAUUAAACUACACUGAAUUCAUCAAAAAAUAAUUUUACCAUCAAACAACUUCCUUAUCGCUAAUAUAUAUAUAUAUAUAAAAAACCCUAUACCCCAAAAGUAUAUUCUACCGCCAGCAAACCUCCAACGCCUCACUCCAAACAAAGCAAUCAUGGCAAGCAAAGAACCGGAUCAGGAGCACAGAGAAGACGAGGAUGCCGCCCCCGCCGAGGAAGAAGACACCGGAGCUCAAAUCGCCCCUAUCAUCAAGCUCGAGGAAGUCGCCGUCAGCACCGGCGAGGAAAACGAAGAUCCGAUACUCGAUCUGAAGUCGAAGCUCUACCGAUUUGAUAAAGAAGGCAAUCAAUGGAAAGAGAGAGGCGCUGGUACUGUGAAGCUGUUGAAGCACAAAGAGACUGGAAAAGUUCGCCUUGUUAUGAGGCAAUCUAAGACUCUCAAGAUCUGCGCCAAUCAUUUAGUGUUGCCGACUAUGACGGUGCAGGAGCACGCAGGGAACGACAAAUCGUGCCUGUGGCACGCUUCUGACUACGCUGAUGGUGAAUUGAAAGAUGAACUGUUCUGCAUUCGUUUUGCAUCUGUGGAAAAUUGCAAAACCUUCAUGCAAAAGUUCCAAGAAGUUGCUGAAUCACAAAAACCGAAAGAGGAAAAUAAAGAUGCAUCUGCUGCUGCUGGACUGCUGGAGAAGUUGAGCGUUGAUGAAAAGAAGACCGAGGAUAAAGCUGGAGAGGAGAAAAAGGAAACAGAAGCCACAGAAAAGGCAGAUUCCGAGAAGAAAGAUGGGGAGGCAGCUUCCUCAACUUAAAAGGCUGUUGGGUUUGUUUUCCAUGCCAUGUACUUUUGGCGAAUAUGGUGAGAGUAGUCACUGGCAUAUUCCUCGGAUGGAACUAGACGUGUUAUUGGUUGGAAUGGUCUCGAGUGUUUAUGGUUUGGUUGUACCCUGGGUCAUGUUUGCAUGUUGAGAUUCAUGUUUUGCGGUCAUUCAACCGGCUUCUCCCAGUAUUAUACUAUCAUGCUGAAUUUUUCUUUAUGCUCAUUCCAUGCAUUGACAAAGAAUAAACAAGGUGUUUUUUUUUGGGGGUUGGGGGGGUUGUUUAGUUAUUUGAAAUUUGGAUCUUUGUGUCUUGAGAAUAGAGUUUGGGUGACAAGAAAUUUGGUUUGCCUGAAGUUGGCUAAAAGUCGGAUGCUAGUUUUAGCUAAACUUCUGAUAUAUGGAUUUAAGAAAUGAUUACGAAA
Messenger RNA from Gossypium arboreum, 1738 nucleotides. RefSeq names its product ran-binding protein 1 homolog a-like. Gene Ontology annotation, cellular component: nuclear pore; cytoplasm. Gene Ontology annotation, biological process: nucleocytoplasmic transport. The coding region runs from base 657 to 1307 and encodes 216 amino acids. Gene Ontology annotation, molecular function: GTPase activator activity. NCBI's taxonomy places the organism in Eukaryota, Viridiplantae, Streptophyta, Magnoliopsida, Malvales, Malvaceae. The record is from RefSeq and is a predicted model, not a curated record. The transcript is spliced from 4 exons.